UCUGGCGUCAGUCCCCAGCCUCUGGGCAAAGCCCACUUGGUCCGUUGAGCAGGCAAAAGCUGCUGGAAGGAACAGAGUUCCCACCCCGCACAAGGUCAUGGCAGAGCCUGGAGAGCAACUGCCAGAGGAGGUGCUGGCGCUCAUCUUUCGCCACCUGCCCCUGCGGGACCGUGCCACCGCCGCCAGGGUCUGCAGAGCCUGGGCUGCUGCUGCUACCUGCAGCGUCGUGUGGCACCACACGAUCAUCAGUUGCGACUGUGAGCGAGAAGGUACGCUGCUACCAUAUCUGUCCGCCAGCCUGGACCACGUUCACAACCUACGGCUGGAAUUUGAGCCGUCCAGGGAGCCGAGCCGCAGGGCGGCCACGGAGUUGCUGACUGCACUGGCGGGUCGUACCCCGGGGCUUCGAAGCCUGCUCCUGGAGUGCCGCGGAGAAAAGCCCCUCUUCGACUCAGGCCGCGACAUCCUGGACGCCGUGCACGCCAUCUGCCGGGCCUCCUGCGCGCUGAGUCACCUCGACCUUCGGCGCUUGCCUUUCACACUGGACGAUGCACUGGUGCUGCAGGUGGCACGUGGCUGCCCCGAGCUCCGAAGCCUUUUCCUGGACAACUGUACCCUGGUGGGCAGCGUGAGGCCAGACUCAGUGAUAGAGCUACUAAAGGCCUGCCCGCGCCUUCGCGCCCUUGGCCUGCACCUAGCCAGCCUGUCAGGCACCGCCCUCCAGGUGUUAGCGGCGCGGGACCGCGCGCCUUUCGCGCUUCUGGCCCUACGGUGCGCGUGCCCGGAGGACGCACGCGCGCCCGCCUUGCCCGAGGAAGCCUGGGCUGCAGUGCGCCGCCGCCACCCAGGACUGGUCGUGGAGCUGGAGCUGGAGCCAGCGCUGCCUGACGAGAGCGUGACGCGCGUCCUGCAGCCUGCUGUGCCGGUGGCUGCGCUGCGUCUCAGUCUCUCUGGGGACACCGUAGGCCCGGUGCGCUUUGCAGCGCGCCACUACGCCUCAACCUUGCGCGCGUUCGAGGUGCGCGCCGCUGCCUCAGCAGAGCUGAACGCCGCGCUGGAGUUGCUGGCUGCGCGCUGUCCGGGCCUGCGCGAAGUACACUGCUUCUGCGUGGUACGACCCUCCGUGCUGCACGCCUUCCGCGCGCACUGUCCGCGCCUGCGCAGCUACACGCUCAAACUAACGCGGGAGCCACAUCCCUGGCUGCCCACGCCUGUGGCGUGAUGGUGUAACCGCCUGCUCACCAGAUGUGUGUGGCCACUGAGAUGCUGGAUGCAUCUGCCCAGGUGCACCUACUACUAGCCCGCUCCUUCAAGACUGUUGCCUCGGGACCAGCCCCUGCGUCCUGAGUCCACUGGGUGUAUCUUGGUGGGAUCAUCCUCCUUCAACCCCACUACUCUAUGGAAGCUCCGCUGGCUCCGCGGCCCUGGCAUGGGUGGGAGAGCGGGGAGGUGGGGAGAGAGGACACAGGCUCAGGAGGCGCCUUAGGGGUGAGUGUGAAAUAAACAAAUCCUGCAGCAACACUGUGUCCUAUGCAAGGCGGGGCCGGCUCUGAACGGGGGGAACACGGAACCCGCAGAGGCCAGAGGACUACCAGGGUAGACGUAGGAGAGAUCAGUUGUACUGAUACCGCCGCGGCUGCUGAGGUCAGGGGCGUGGCAUUCCGCAUCCCUGGAAAGACAAUGUCCCAGAGUUCUUCGGGAGGGUACCAGCUUCUCCUCUCCGCACCUGCU
Messenger RNA from Hyaena hyaena (striped hyena), 1731 nucleotides. RefSeq names its product F-box and leucine rich repeat protein 8 (gene FBXL8). Gene Ontology annotation, biological process: SCF-dependent proteasomal ubiquitin-dependent protein catabolic process. The coding region runs from base 98 to 1222 and encodes 374 amino acids. The transcript has 3 exons. Gene Ontology annotation, cellular component: SCF ubiquitin ligase complex. The record is from RefSeq and is a predicted model, not a curated record. Gene Ontology annotation, molecular function: protein binding. Lineage: Eukaryota; Metazoa; Chordata; Mammalia; Carnivora; Hyaenidae.